Messenger RNA from Arvicanthis niloticus (Nile rat), 629 nucleotides. The record is from RefSeq and is a predicted model, not a curated record. NCBI's taxonomy places the organism in Eukaryota, Metazoa, Chordata, Mammalia, Rodentia, Muridae.
AUGCUUCCAGAGGCUUCCCGCGUGGGUGCUGCGGCCUGGACGAAAGUCAGGCCACUGCGGGCGGCCGUGAUGAUUUGCGGGAUUCUCCGUGAGGCACGGCCGAGCCGCGGGAGGCGCAGCCAGUCUAGAUCUGCGCGAAGGCGGCUGGGCAACCUCCGGGAAGGUUCCAAGACACGAGGGCUGCUCUCCAACCUUUUCCCACGCUCAGUUCUAAAGGGAGAUGGACGAGAACUAGAGGCUGCAGUUUCGGCGGCGACUUCGGUGACUUCGCUGUGUUCGUUUGUGUUGGUGGUUGUUGAGUGGGAGUGUGCUUGCCCCACCUCUGCCCAAAGGCAAAAGCAGGGUCUCUACAGCUGGGUUCAAGAUAAAGAAGUCACUUCGUCUUGGAGCUCUUUUCCUCGAAAAACAAGACUUUCCCAGAAGGGAACUCCAGGACCAGAGCCACACAACUACUCGGGUUUAACCCGCUACCCUCCGGGAGAGCUCACCCGUGGCGUGGUGGGGCCUUCCUGGUACAAUUGUCCCCUCCGCCUAAGGUUGUUCUACUUUGUCCGCGGGGAGGCGGACUCAGUGAAGGAAGUCAGGGGCCCAGAUCCCUUGCUGUGCUUUCUCUGAGGAAACCCUACAAG